GGCGCGCGCGGGGAGCGAGUAACGGAGGCAGCCGGUCCGGAGCGCCAUCGGACUCCUUCCUCCGCUCGGCGGAGGCGCUCGGAGCCCAGCCAUGGUCACCUGCCUUGAAGUCGGGGGCUUCACCGCCUGGGACUAUGUGGUCUUCGGGUUCAUGCUGCUCAUCUCCGCGGCCAUCGGGCUGUACUACGCCUUCGCGGGAGGCGGCCAGAGGACCCGCGAAGAGUUCUUGAUGGGGGGCCGCAAGCUGACAGCCUUUCCCGUGGCGCUCUCCCUAACGGCCAGCUUCAUGUCGGCGGUGACGGUGCUCGGCACCCCCGCCGAAAUCUACCGCUUCGGGACCAUGUUCAGCCUCUUCGCGAUCACCUACACUCUGGUGGUGAUCGUGAGCGCCGAGGUCUUCCUGCCCGUCUUCUACCGGCUGAACAUCACCAGCGCCUACGAGUACCUAGAAAUGCGAUUUAAUAAAAAGUUGCGUCUGUGUGGAACAGGACUCUUCCUUAUACUGACGGUAAUUUACACUGGAAUAGUCAUUUAUGCUCCAGCCUUAGCUUUAAAUCAAGUUACAGGAAUUGGUUUAUGGGGUGCAGUUGUUGGAACAGGAAUAGUCUGUACUUUCUAUUGUGCACUGGGUGGACUAAAAGCAGUGGUUUGGACAGAUGUUUUUCAAGCUAUGAUCAUGAUAGCUGGAUUUUUAUCUGUGAUUAUACGUGGUACAAUAUUACAAGGUGGUUUGGGAAAUAUAAUAAAUGACACCUACCAUGGAGGAAGGCUAAAUUUCUGGGACUUCAAUCCUAAUCCUUUGCAAAGGCAUACAUUCUGGACAAUUGUUGUAGGUGGGAGUUUCACCUGGCUUGGUAUAUAUGCAGUCAAUCAGUCUCAAGUUCAGCGAUACCUUUCCUGCAAAAACAGAUUUCAUGCAAAACUAUCUCUUUAUUUAAACCUCGUGGGACUAUGGAUAAUUCUUCUGUGUGCAGUGUUAUGUGGAUUAACAAUGUACUCCAUUUUUAAAGACUGUGACCCCUGGACAGCAAGAUGUGUGUUAGCACCAGACCAGCUCAUGCCUUAUUUGGUAGUGGAAAUUCUACACCAGUUUCCAGGAAUGACAGGCCUUUUUGUCGCUUGUGCUUACAGUGGAACAUUAAGUACAGUGUCUUCUAGCAUCAAUGCUUUAGCUACUGUGACUGUAGAGGACCUCAUUAAACCUUAUUUCACAUUCACUGAACUUAAAUUGUCUUGGAUUUCUAAGGGGAUGAGUUUGUUUUAUGGUGUGGUAUGCAUUGGAAUGGCUGCCUUGGCGUCAUUACUAGGAGCUUUGCUACAGGCAGCGUUGACCAUUUUUGGCAUGGUUGGUGGGCCUCUCCUGGGACUCUUUUCCUUGGGCAUCCUUUGUCCCUUUGCCAACAGUGUGGGUUCAUUUAUAGGUCUCAUCUGUGGAUUUGCUCUUACCCUCUGGAUUGGAAUUGGAGCUCAGAUUUAUAAGUUGCUGCCAUCUAGGGCCAUGCCGCUACAUCUGUCAGUUUCAGGCUGUAACAUGAGCAGCCUAAGCCUGGGAGGUCACACCUUGUCUUUCCCAAACCUGCCACCUUUCACAACUGAAAGUAGUGAGAGAUCAAUCUUUGCAGAUAAUUUGUAUUCCUUAUCCUAUUUGUACUUAAGUGCAAUUGGAACUCUGAUGACAGUUGCUGUGGGAAUAGUCAGUAGCAUUUUGUCAGGAGGACUUUGGCAGAAAGUGGACAGAAAAUUCUUACUGAACAAAGAGGACCUUUUUUAUAACUCAUUUUUUAAAUCAAAACAAGAAGAGAAAGUAGAAGUUUUAAACUGGAAACCAUCCAGUGAAGGAACUGACAACCCAGCCUUCAAUCAUAUUGAAAUGAAUAUCACAGACAGUAAAAAAGAAAAUGGUAUUCAUAUGUGAAAAUGGUCUUGGACACUGUGCUGAAGUUGGCAGCUAUUUCAAAUGUAUUAUUAUGAAAUAGGGCUAAAAUUUUGCUCAUGAGAAUACAGUAGUUAUUGCUCACUUAAGAAAUUUCAUCCUAACUAGAACUUUUGUCAACACAUAUCUUAACUUCAUUCCAUUUUAUCUGGGACAUUGUUAAAGAAUACAUUGUGCAAAAAAUAAUUGAAAAAUAUGGAAACAAUAACAAACCUGACACUGCUGAUUUCAGAAGAUGUGAAGCACAUUUUGGAAAUUAAUACCUCAGUCUUAUUGUGUGCACAAUGGAAACUAUGUUAUGGAUAUUUUGUAUCAUUUCACUGACUAUUGCCUAUAAUGUGUGCAUAUUUGGGAGUAAUCUCAAGUAACUCAGUGGCACUUAACUUCUGAGAAAAAAUACAUAUAAUUGCAUUGCCAUGUUUUAUUUUCCAAAAGGUCAUGAUGCUUCACUUAUUUCUACUAUUUUCCAUUUAUUUAUUCCUGUUUCUCAAAGAUAACAUGAAAUCUAGAUCAUAUAUAAUUUUUAAAAAGCAGUCUUUGUAUAUAAAAAUGAAGAUGCAAAGAGGAUAUGGGCCAUGUCUUUAGCAUCACCCAGAAUGUUGCACAUUUCUUCAUGCCCUUAUUUUGUAUGUUAACAUAAAUGAUUGUACAUCUGUAGACCUCAUGUGGAACUUUAUUCUCCUGGAUCCUUUAAUGGUCAGGGUUCCAAAAUCUCAGAAAGACUAUGUAUAUUGAAGGCUACACAUAGACUUCCCUGUUCCAAAUGUCUUAGCAUCAGUCAGAGUGCCAUAAGAGGGCUGAUGUUAUCAGGUUAAAACUAAAGAUAUAGCCCUACAAUUCUUUCAGCUGAUUUUACAUCCUGAUGCAAACUUGUGAGAGAUGAUCCAGUGUGAAUUAUUGAGCAGAGAUACUAUUAGAAUGUAAUCCUACAUGUUUACUCAGGAAUAAGUCUUUUUAUAUUUAAAGGAGAAAUAUUCUUAACUAACUAUAGUUGGGAUUGUAAUCCCAAACCUUUUGGUGCUACUCAAGUUGCCUGUACCUUCUGCUUAAAACAUUAAAAACUUUAAAAACAUUUUUGUUGCUGGGAAGCAGCAAAGUUCCAU
Molecule: messenger RNA, 3036 nt
Organism: Python bivittatus (Burmese python)
Lineage: Eukaryota; Metazoa; Chordata; Lepidosauria; Squamata; Pythonidae
Product: sodium-coupled monocarboxylate transporter 1-like
Biological process (GO): sodium ion transport; propanoate transmembrane transport
Cellular component (GO): extracellular exosome; membrane
Molecular function (GO): organic acid:sodium symporter activity
Source: RefSeq, a predicted model, not a curated record